This is a messenger RNA of Tetrahymena thermophila SB210, 3801 nucleotides long. RefSeq names its product transmembrane protein, putative. The transcript has a single exon. The record is from RefSeq and is a predicted model, not a curated record. Lineage: Eukaryota; Ciliophora; Oligohymenophorea; Hymenostomatida; Tetrahymenidae.
AUGAACUAUUGCCAAAACGGACUAAUUUCAUAAGAUAGUAAUUGUUCGUCUACUAAUAUUUGUAUAGAUGGAUAUGAAUGGAAUUAUUCUGAUUAAAAAUGCAAGAAAUAGUCAAUUUGUAAUGAAAGUAUAAUAGAUAAAAAUCUAAAUCUUUUUUAAUGCCAAAAUUGCAGCUUGACUACUGAUUUAAAAUAAUGCUAAAACUCUUGUUUUCAUUAUCAGUAUUAUUCAUAAUCUUAUGGUGAAUGUAUGACAUAUUGCGGAAAUGGGUCUGUAGUAAAACAAGAAUAACCUAGCUGCUAAAGUUUGUUUACAUGCAUAGAUGGACUGGAAUAGAGUAAAAUAGAUGAUAAGUGUGUUAGAUAACAAACUUGCAGUUAAAAGAUUUAUGAUGCAAGUUUAAAUUUAUUUUAAUGUCUAAAUUGUACCUUAGUUUCAGAUUUUAAACAUUGUGAAAAUAAAUGUGACAGUAAUUAUUUUUCAGCAGAAUAUGGAUGCAUGGCUUAUUGCGGAAAUGGAAUAAUUGCAUCAAAUAAAAAAAGCUGCUAAUUAAGUAAUCUUUGUAUUGAUGGAUUUUAAUGGAACCUUCAAAAUAACUCAUGUAAAAAAUGUGAUUCUCUUGUUGUUGAUAAAAAUCUAAAAUUACAUCAAUGCCCAAAUUGUAGCAUUGUUUCAGAUACUUAAUACUGUUAGAAUCAAUGUAAGAAAAAUUAAUAUUUCUCACAAAAAAAUAACAAUUGUUUUUAAUAAUGUGAAAAUGGAAGAAUUUAAACUGAAACAAAAGAUUGUUCAGAAUCUCCUAUUAUUUGUAUUGAUGGAUUUGAAUGGAAUAAAAAUGAUAAUAAGUGUGUUCAAUGUGAUUAAAGUAUUUUCGACUCAAAAUUUAAUAUUUAUAGUUGCUCAAAUUGUAGUUUAGCUUCAGAUGUAAAAGAUUGCUAAAACAAUUGCUAAAUGUCAGAGUAUUUUUCUUAAUUUAAAAAUUAAUGCAUGAAAUAUUGCUGGAAUGGAAUUAUAUCAAAUUUAAAUGAAGAUUGCUCACUUUCUUAACUUUGCACAGAUGGGUUUUAUUGGGAUUUAACAACUUAAAAAUGUGAAAAGAGUUGUGAUUAAAAGGUCUUUGACUCGAAUUUAUAAAUUCAUUAAUGCUAAAAUUGUAGUUUCGCUUCAGUUAUAGACUAUUGCCAUAAUUGCUCUAGCCUUGAGUAUUAUUCAGCUGAAUUAAAUAUGUGCAAGUAUUAUUGUGGAAGUGGAAUAAUUGCGCCAGAUAAGGAAGGUUGUUAAUUUUCAAAUUAUUGCAUAGAUGGGUAUAGGUGGAGCAAAUAAGAUAAUUAAUGCAGAAAAUGUGAAGGAGAUACUUUAGACAAAAAUUUAAAUUUAUUUGUAUGCUCAAAUUGCAGUUUUACUUCAGAUAUCUAAGCUUGCAAUCGCUGUUAAAGUACUUAUUACUACUCUUAAUAACACAGCUAAUGUGUAACAUUAUGUGAAAAUGGAUUAAUUUUACUUGACUAUGAAUAUAGAUGUUCAUCAGCUAAGGCUUGUGUAGAUGGGUUUUAAUUGAAUAAUUCAAGUAAUAAAUGUGAAAAAUGCAAUCAAACCCUUAUUGAUGCAAAUUUUAAUCUCCAUUAAUGUCCAAGUUGUUUUUUUGUUACAAAUAUUGAGUUUUGUUAAAAAAAAUGCUUAAAUUCUCAAUAUUUUUCAUAAUAAUACGGAUGCAUGACAUAUUGUGGUAAUGGAUUUAUCGCAUUGGAUUAAAGUAGUUGCUCUAAAACUAAUGUUUGCAUAGAUGGAUUUUAAUUUAACGAAAGUGAUAAAAAGUGUGAAAAAUGCAAUCAAAGUAUUUUUGAUAAUAGUUUAAACAUACACAGAUGUGAAAACUGUAGCUUGGUUACUGAUAUUAAAUUUUGCUCAAACAAUUGCACAGUUGAUCAAUUUUAUCUAAAGGAAUAAAGUAAAUGUAUGAAUUAUUGUGAAAAUGGGCUCAUUGCUGAAGAUAUAUCAAGUUGUUUUUCAAAUCUGUUUUGCUUAGAUGGAUCUUAAUGGAAUUUUAUAACUAAAAAAUGUGAAACAAAUUUAUAAACUAAAUGUCCUUCUGGAAAUCUUCCCGAUUCUUAUGUAAAAGUAUGUAGUAAUUGUAGUUUUGUUACUGAUACUUAAUUUUGCAAAAAUAGCUGCUACCUUUCAAAUAAUUCAUAUUUCUUUGAGUAAAAAAAUUAAUGUUGGUAUUAUUGCGGAAAUGGAUUAAUUUCAUAAGACAAAAGUGAAUGUAAAACUUCUGAGAUAUGCGUGGAUGGAUUUUAAUGGGAUUUUUAAACUAAAAAAUGUGAAAAAAACUAUAACUGCCCUAGCAUACUACAGGAUGCUUAUGUAAAAUUAUGCAGUAACUGUAGUUUAGUUACUGAUACUAAUUUUUGCUAGAAUAAAAGUUUUGAUUCUUUUAAAAAAGUGUCUAUGUAUUACGAUUAGUAAUAGAAUAAGUACAUGAAUUAUUGUGGAAAAGGAUAAAUUACUUCAAUUUAAUCUAGCUGUAAUGUAUAGACUACAAAUACUUGUAUAGAUGGAUUUUAAUGGAAUUCUCAAAAUCAAUAAUGCGAAACAAAUUAAUAAACUCUUUGCGCAUCUUAUUCUUUGUCUGACUCAUAUGUAAAAAUAUGCAGUAAUUGUAGUAUUGUGAGUGAUACCGACUUUUGCUAAAAUAACUGCUCUGCUUCAAAAGACUAUUUUUAUUAUUAUUCUUAAAAGUUAGAUGCAUGUAUGUAUUAUUGUGGUAAUGGACUAAUUGCUAACACGAAGAGCAAUUGCAAAUCUAUAACUACCUGCAUAGAUGGAUUAGUAUGGAAUUUUUUAACAAAUAAAUGUGAGUCAAGUUUAAAAUAGAACUGUCCCCACGAUUCAUUACCAGAUGAUUAUGUAAAAGUAUGUAACAAUUGCAGUUUUGUUACUGAUACUUAAUUUUGUUAAAAUGAAUGUUUAGCUUCCUAAAAAUCUUAUUACUACCAUUAAUAAUCAAAUCAAUGUAUGUAUUAUUGUAAAAAUGGGCUUAUUGCUAAUGAUUAUUCUCUAUGCUAAUUUUCAAAUACAUGUGUAGAGGGAUAUUAAUGGAACAAUUAAAGUAGAAAAUGUGAAAAAAAAUAAAUAUGUGAGGAAAAGAUUUUUGAUAGUAGUCUUGGAAUUUAUUAAUGUCCAAAUUGUAGUUUAGUAGUAAAUACUUAAUUUUGUUAAAAUGACUGCAAUCAUUCUUAAUUUUACUCAUAAGCAAAUUGUAUGAUUCAUUGUGGAAAAGGACUUAUUGCAAAAGACUAAAAAAGUUGCAAAUUAUCCAACCUUUGUAUUGAUGGGUUUAUUCUUACUGAAGAAGGCAAGUGUAACCCAUAUGGUGCUUUUAUUAAUCAGAAAAUUGACUAAAAUUUUUUGAUAAUGAAUAUCUUAAUUCCUUUGUUAUUUAUUUUUGUCAUUAUUAUUUUUGUAAUCUGGGUUGUAAAAAAAGUUAAAGGUGUCGUUAAAGCGUAAGCAGGACACUCAGAAAUAAUAAAAAAAUAAUAGCAAGAAGCAUAAAAAUAUAUGAUUGCACAUUAAGAAGAAAUAGAAGCAUUAAAAUAGAAAUUAUAAAAAAUAUAGUCAGUUGAAAUCAAUUAAAAUGAAAUUAUUCUAAGCAUGAAUAACCAAAAAGAAGAUUUAGAAGAAUAAUCUUUAAGUAAAUAGACAGUAAAUAUGAUAGAAAAUUUUAAGGAACUUUAGUAAGAUUAAUAUUCUUAGUAGUAGUUUUAAGAAAAUCCAGCUUUUGAUAAUCAGCAUAGCCAAUGA